Molecule: messenger RNA, 1113 nt
Organism: Jaculus jaculus (lesser Egyptian jerboa)
Lineage: Eukaryota; Metazoa; Chordata; Mammalia; Rodentia; Dipodidae
Product: acyl-CoA desaturase 1-like
Exons: 6
Coding region: 1-1113 (370 amino acids)
Biological process (GO): response to fatty acid; unsaturated fatty acid biosynthetic process
Cellular component (GO): endoplasmic reticulum membrane
Molecular function (GO): iron ion binding; stearoyl-CoA 9-desaturase activity; palmitoyl-CoA 9-desaturase activity
Source: RefSeq, a predicted model, not a curated record
AUGUCUUUAAAGGAAAUUGUUCAGAGGUUGUCAGGAUCAAAUGGCAUCAUGCUGGCCAUGGUGGCUUCCUGCUCCUACAGGACCACCACCACCACCACAGCGCCUCCCUCUGGCGGGCUGAAGAAUGGGGAAGAAAAAUUAGAACAGACUCCUCAAGAUUGUGAAGACAUUCGCCCUGAGAUGAAAGAUGACAUACGUGACCCCACCUACCAGGAUGAGGAGGGCCCCCCGCCCAAGCUGGAGUACGUCUGGAAAAACAUCAUCCUCAUGGCCCUGCUGCACGUGGGAGCCCUGUAUGGAAUCACGCUGGUUCCCUCCUGCAAGUACCACACCUGGAUCUGGACAUUUUUCUUACUUUUCUUUUGUGGCCUGGGCAUCACGGCUGGGGCUCAUCGGCUAUGGAGCCAUCGAACUUACAAAGCACGGCUGCCCCUGAGGGUCUUCCUCAUCAUCGCCAACACCAUGGCUUUCCAGAAUGAUGUGUAUGAGUGGACCCGAGAUCAUCGCACCCACCACAAGUUCUCAGACACCCACGCUGAUCCUCACAAUUCCCAUCGUGGCUUUUUCUUCUCUCACGUGGGUUGGUUACUUGUGCGCAAACACCCAGCCGUCAAAGAGAAGGGAAGUUUGGUGAACAUGUCUGACCUAAAAGCUGAGAAGUUGGUGAUGUUCCAGAGGAGGUACUACAUUCCUGCUGUCCUGGUGACCUCAUUCAUCCUGCCCACAGUGGUGCCUUGUUAUUGUUGGGGUGAAACCUUUCUACAUAGCUUGUUCAUUGCCACUAUCCUGAGAUACGCUAUGGCGCUCAAUAUCACCUGGCUGGUGAACAGUGCUGCCCACCUCUAUGGAUAUCGCCCUUAUGACAAGAACAUUAGCUCUCGGGAGAAUAUUCUGGUUUCAAUGGGAGCUAUGGGGGAGGGCUUCCACAACUACCACCACGCCUUCCCCUACGACUACUCCACCAGUGAGUACCGCUGGCACAUCAACGUCACCACAUUCUUCAUCGACUGCAUGGCGGCCAUCGGUCUGGCUUACGACCGGAAGAAGGUAUCCGCGGCCUCCGUCUUGGCCAGGACUAAAAGAACUGGAGAUGGAAGCUACAAGAGUGACUGA